UUCAGGGUUGCCAUGACAACUGAAGUAGUCCUCUAAUUUCCAUCCUCUGCAUAAGGGUCAGACUCAGAAUGCUAUUUACAGGCACAGAGGUUACAGUACCCAUCAGGGACUGUUUGCACAGACUCCUCCUGCUGUGGAAUCAGCAAUUUGAUAAAACAGGAAGGUGGACCAGAUCUAAAAGAUACGAGCAGAGAAAGGUGUCCAGAGAACACAGUCCUUCAGGAAACCUGUCAUGAAGAGGGCACUCUGUUUUCAUGAAUCUUAUAAACGCCCCACUUGGAAAUGCUAAGAUCAGGCUUAAGGACAGCUGAGCCCCACUAGACAUCAAGACAACCCAUGGCUUUGGUUGCAUCUUUCAACAUGACCAAUCCACAGCCUGCCAUUGAAGGAGGGAUUUCUGAAGUUGAGAUUAUCUCCCAACAAGUAGACGAAGAAACCAAGAGCAUUGCUCCCGUGCAGCUGGUGAACUUUGCCUAUCGGGACCUGCCCCUGGCUGCUGUGGACCUCUCCACGGGGGGCUCACAGCUCCUGUCGAAUUUGGACGAAGAGUACCAAAGAGAAGGGUCUAACUGGCUGAAGCCGUGCUGUGGGAAGAGAGCAGCCCUGUGGCAGGUAUUUUUGCUCAGUGCGGGUCUCAACAGUUUCCUGGUAGCCUGUGUAAUAUUGGUGGUGAUUCUCCUGACUCUGGAACUUCUAAUAGAUAUAAAGCUUCUCCAGUUUUCCAGUGCAUUCCAGUUUGCUGGUGUCAUUCACUGGAUCAGUCUGGUCAUCCUCUCUGUGUUCUUCUCAGAGACUGUUCUACGGAUCGUGGUGCUGGGGAUCUGGGAUUACAUCGAAAACAAAAUAGAGGUGUUUGAUGGGGCUGUGAUCAUCUUGUCCUUGGCCCCGAUGGUGGCAUCCACUGUGGCUAAUGGACCCAGAAGCCCCUGGGAUGCCAUCAGCCUCAUCAUCAUGUUCCGAAUCUGGCGAGUGAAGAGGGUCAUUGAUGCCUACGUCCUGCCAGUCAAAUUGGAGGUGGAGAUGGUUACCCAGCAGUACGAGAAGGCCAAGGCCAUCCAAGAGGAGCAGCUGGAGAGACUGACGCAAAUCUGUCAGGAGCAAGGGUUUGAGAUCCGCCAGCUGCGCGCGCACCUGGCCCAGCAGGACCUGGAUCUGGCUGCCGAGCGGGAGGCGGCGCUGCAAGGCCCUCACGUGCUCAGCCAGCCACGCAGCCGCUACAAGGUAGUGGAGGCCGGCACGUGGGCCGAGGAGACUGCGGCCGAGAGCAUCGUGGAGGAGAUGAGGCCCGCUCAAGAAGCCACAGUGAAGGACGACAUGAACAGCUACAUUAGCCAGUACUACAACGGACCUAGCAGUGACAGUGGGAUCCCAGAGCCAGCAGUGUGUGUGGUCACUACAGCUGCCAUAGACAUCCACCAGCCCAACAUCUCCUCAGACCUCUUCUCAGUUGACCUGCCUCUGAAGCUCAGUGGUAACAGCGCCUGCACCAGUGCCACCUCGGAGGCCACCUCCCACUCCACCUGUGGCUCAGUCACCAGGGCCCAGAGCGCCAGCAGCCACACACUGGCUUCCUCCACAGACUGUAGCACCCCCCGAGAAGAGCUGUCCUCUGAGCCUGGACCUUCUCCCCACCCACUGCUGCCUCCCCCUCAGCAGCAGGUGGCAGAGGCCACAGUCCAGGACCUGAUGUCCUCUCUGUCAAAGGACCCCUGCCCAUCCCAUAAGGCCUUGGAGCCAGCACCCCUGGCCCAGCCUACCCCUGCGGGCUCAGCCCAGACCAGUCCUGAGCUGGAGCACAGGGUAAGUCUGUUCAACCAGAAGAACCAGGAGGCCCUCCCUGUUCUUCAGAUCAAGCCUGUCAUCCACUUGCAGCCCACAGCAGGGCUGGAGGAGAAGUUCAGAUCUUUGGAAUCCAAAGAGCCGAAGUUGCAUAGGGUUCCUGAGGCCUAGAGAGCGUGCAGUCUUGUUGAGUGCAAAGAGGGGAGACAGCCAUCUUGAAACUCUUUCAAGACCCCAGAGGCCACCCAGGGCCACAAAUGGGGCUCAGGAUCCCGCCUGGCCUCCCUCAGGGUGCUGUCUGCCUCCGGGAGGUGAUGCCAGGCAGAGGCCACAUGCCUCAGACCUCAGAGUCCAGAGCUGGGGCCUCCUCUCGGCCUACUCAGGAGAGGGUGGUGCUCAUGGCUGGGGUUUGGGGUUUUUGUUUUGUGUUUCUGGUUUUUUUUAACCAUUUUUACAAAACCAGCCUAUGGCCCAGCUUCAGCAGGGUAGAGCGUGGGGACCAGCUCAGCCUAUCCCGUGGCCUUCGUUCCUGAUGCCCACCCCGGAUUCUCGGGGACAGCACUGUGAGCAGGGGCUGCCCAGCCUCACCCCAGGAAUGCUGGGGGAGCCGACACAAUCACAAAGACCACAUCUGACAUUCUCUCAUUUCAACGUGGACGUUUCCAAGUCUUCACAGGCCAUGAGGGGACGGAUCUGGAGGUGGGAGGGGGUG
Messenger RNA from Peromyscus maniculatus bairdii (prairie deer mouse), 2491 nucleotides. RefSeq names its product transmembrane protein 266 (gene Tmem266). The record is from RefSeq and is a predicted model, not a curated record. Gene Ontology annotation, molecular function: monoatomic ion channel activity; voltage-gated channel activity. Gene Ontology annotation, cellular component: dendrite; plasma membrane. Gene Ontology annotation, biological process: transmembrane transport; monoatomic ion transport. Lineage: Eukaryota; Metazoa; Chordata; Mammalia; Rodentia; Cricetidae.